Messenger RNA from Mycena indigotica, 2421 nucleotides. RefSeq lists its product as uncharacterized. The transcript has 10 exons. Lineage: Eukaryota; Fungi; Basidiomycota; Agaricomycetes; Agaricales; Mycenaceae. The coding region runs from base 25 to 2421 and encodes 798 amino acids. The record is from RefSeq and is a predicted model, not a curated record.
UUUCAUUGCGCCGAACGCGUUCAAAUGCGUUCUUCCUCGCCGCGUUCUCAGUCCGACAAAGUCAAAGAGGAAGUAUCACUAUUGCACCGAACUUCCGCUCCUCCUCCCUUCCAGGCUGAGAUUGAACCAUCCUCUCAAAUUAUUGUCAACGCUCACGGAGAAUUAAUCGAAGACAACAAACGUGCACUAAUUGGGCCUCUCCAGCAAGCAUUACCUCCUUCCUCAACCCAACAUCCACCUCUGAAUCGGACUCGAACAACUUCCCCGCUCAACGUCAACCAAACUCGGGCUGAAUCUAUCCAGAGAACUGCUUCACCGACUGUGAAGAAAGAGGAGCAGCUGCCUGUAUUAAUUCAAGAAGAGGGAAAAGACAACUACAUUUCUUAUGUCUCUCUCGUCAAGUCAGAACGCCAAGGCUAUAGCGUCUGGUCUGUGGACGCGUUCAAUCUUGGCCCAGAGAUCGACGUACCCAAGAAGUACCAGAGCAAAGGCUGGACCCGUAGAGUUAUUUCUGCCGCUUUUGGAGGGAGCGUGCAAGCUGUUGAACACCACUUCGGCAGUAAAGCGACAAAAACACCAUUUUUGACGGCCCAACGUUCUUGGAACUAUGCCCUUCCGCACCCAGGAAAGCACGGUAUUGGCUUUCUGGACUUGAGGGACUGUCGUGUCCGACCAGAACCCAUCCCAGUCUUCGCAGGAUAUGGUCGCAAUGACUGGCGCCUUCUUGGGAUGUACGAGUAUUCGCGCUACGGUGAAAUUGCACCUCAACAUGUGGCUGAGCUCCCUGAAGAUGUUUUGAAGGAGUGGGUGAAGGGGAUCGUGACUUUCAAGGAGUGGGGUAAAAGUUGCAUCGCUGAAGCCAACGAGACCAUUGUAGACGAAGACUUGAAGGUCGUGCAAACCGAACAAAGCGUGGAGGCCGCUCUGCGCGACGGACGGCUUGCCAUCCCAUUCACCAUUCUCAAAUGUGUCCAGUUUCCGAUGGAGUGGAUACGGCGCUUGGAAGAAGAAGAGGAAAAGCAGAAGCCAAAUUCCAGGAAAAGACGGCCAACGAAACAAAAGAUGAAUGUGUCGAAACGUGUUAAGAAGGAAGAAGUUGUGAAAGACGAGGAAGAACUGGUCAAGGCAGGGUUAGAAGGUGAGGAUGCUGGCCACUCGGAGCAAGAAGCAAACAUUUCUGGGUUGAGAAGGUCCCAGCGCAAACUCAAGAUGAGGAUGCAUUCCGAGUCCGACGUAGUCAAGAAGGAAGACCCAGAGAAUAAGGCGUUGGCUGAAAGUACCGCACUGCUAUCAAGAAAUAUUGUCGAUGCACAUGGUCAAUUGACAGAAGAUGAACAUAUCGUCACAAAGGAGAAGCCUCCUGUGAGCCUGGCUCAGGAGACGCGAAAUUCCUCGCCACUCCAACGCGUGCCAUCCCCAUCACCAAGCCAUGUAGCGGCCAAUGUUGGACAGCGUUCCGAAUCUCCUCCAAGAAGCACAUCGGAGUCUUCGCCAGUGGUUGUUAAAAAGGAAGAACAGCUUCCCGUUCUCAUUAAAGAAGAGGGCAAGGAGGAUUAUUUUUCUUACGUUUCACUCGUCAAGUCGGAAAACGGCGGCCACGAUAUAUGGUCGGUUGACGCGUUCAAUCUCGGCCCUGAUGUUGAGGUACCUCCCAAGUACCGAACUAAAGGUUGGACGCGGAAGGUUAUUUCUGAUGCAUUCGGAGGAGGACUUCAGGCUGUUUCCCACCACUUUGGCGAAAAAGCAACAAAACCGCCAUUCAUGGCUGUCCAGCGGUCCUGGAACCAUGCGCUCCCGCCAAAUCCAGGAAUGCAUGGGAUGGGCUUCUUCAAUCUUAGACACUGCCGUGUUCGACCAGAUCCGAUCAACAUUUUUGCGGGGUAUGGCCCCAACGACUGGAGACUGCUCGGAACAUAUGAAUAUCUGCGUUAUGGUGAAAUCGCGCCCCACCAUGCAGAACAGCUGCCAACAACCGUCUUAAAUGCCUGGGUCAAGGGGGUUAUCAUUCAUAAGGAGUGGGGGAGGGCGUGUAUCGACAACGCCAAUGAGACUAUCGUGGACGAAGACCUGAAGGUUGUCCAAACGGAAGCAAGUGUUGAAGCUGCUAUUUUGGAUGGUCGAAUGAUUAUCCCGUUCACCAUUCUCAAGUGUGUCAGAUUUCCCAUGGACUGGAUCCAGCGGCUAGAAGAAGCGGAGGCCAACCCGAAACCAUCGAAGUCCAAAUCCAAGAAAAGAAAAGCACCGAAUAAAAAGCGGAACGUUUCGAAACGCGUCAAAAGGGAGGAGGGCGUGAAAAAGGAGGAAGACAUGGUGUCAGGAAGUGAAUCCGAGUCGCACAAUGAUCAUGACAGCGACCAGGACGCAGACGUUCCUGAGAGAGUAUUGAGAAAGUCUCCACGCGAACGCCAGGCGAGGGUAUGA